Messenger RNA from Setaria italica (foxtail millet), 1417 nucleotides. Its product is annotated as serine/threonine-protein kinase/endoribonuclease IRE1. Bases 55 to 1296 code for a protein of 413 amino acids. Gene Ontology annotation, molecular function: protein kinase activity; ATP binding. Gene Ontology annotation, biological process: protein phosphorylation. Gene Ontology annotation, cellular component: chloroplast. The record is from RefSeq and is a predicted model, not a curated record. The transcript has 12 exons. NCBI's taxonomy places the organism in Eukaryota, Viridiplantae, Streptophyta, Magnoliopsida, Poales, Poaceae.
GGCUUCUGAUGCCUAUCCCAAAACACACUUCAGACUGUCAGUCCGCCGGUCACGAUGCUGAAAGCCCUGCCUGUGCGGUUCCUCGCCUCGCCGGAACCCGGCGGGUGGCGCCGGCGGCCUCGCCGAGGGUCGCUGAAGCCGGUUUCGGCGGCGCUCAUGACCAACCCCGCUUACUUCGAGGUGGGCAGGUUCCUGGGUGGCUAUGGCUUCAUGAAUAUUACAAGCUACUCAUCUUCUCAAUUUGGUGAGCCUUCAAAUGUUGCUGGUAUUCAAGAUCUUGGUCUCGGAUAUUCAGCAGAAGAGAUUGAACGAUUGAGGGUCCAAGACGUUGGAGAAGGAGAAGUGACGAUUAGACUUUACGAGGGAAGGGUUGUUCAAGGCCCAUUGAGGGGAACACAGGCUGUAUUUAAGGUAUACCCUGGAGCCCGUGCUGGUGCUUCUGAAGCUGAUUUGAUGGCACUGAAUGAGCUAAGGACUCAUGCUUUUCUUCAGAGUGAUGCUAGUGACAUAUGUGACAACAUUCAGUUUCUUUUAGGGGCCUUUGAGACAGCAACUGGAGAACAGUGGCUAGCCUUCCGUGAUGAUGGGAGAUAUAGUGCUGCAGACUAUGCGAAAAUAACCAGUGAGAGGCAACUGAAAGAGCAAUCUGGAGACAUGCCAUUUUGGAACCCUUUCAGUCGAGCAUACAAAUUGGAGCUAAGGAGAUACUUUGUUCUUAAGCUGCUUAAUGGAGCUCUGAGUGGCCUUGUCCACAUGCACAAUCAUGAUAGACUGCAUCAAAGCCUUGGGCCUUCUUCUGUUGUUCUCAAUACUGUAAUGGAGAAAGAGGGACCCUAUCUAGUUCCAAGGCUGCGAGAUUUGGCAUUUUCUGUAGAUAUUGGGUAUUCAUCUGUUGGUGCUGGAGCAUUGUCAGACGGACUGUGGCGCCGAGCAUCUGCUGCAGGAGCAUCAACUCCUUUGGAGAAGCGAGCCUUUGGAAUAGCUGAUGACAUUUAUGGAGCCGGGCUGCUUAUUGCAUACAUGGCAUUUAUUCCAUUUUGUGAAGCAGGCAUUAUGGAUGGCAUUUCCUUGCAGAGACUUUUGGAGAGCACUUUCCGGCUUGACAUUUAUGCGGCAAGAGAGUAUUGUCUGGCAGAUGACCGGUUGUCGGAAGCUGUAAAUUUUCUAGAUUUGGGGGAUGGUGCUGGCUGGGAGUUGCUCCAGGCAAUGCUUGAUCCGGAUUACCGCAAGCGGCCAACUGCCGAGGCUGUACUGAACCAUAGGUUUAUAACUGGGGCUGUCUUAAGGAACUACUGACGAGCAAUUUCUGUUUAAACUACCACGGAAACAUGUAAAUAUACAAUAAACUGAGCGAGCUAAGAGCCGAUACUACAUCCUUGGAUGAACAAUGCAUGUUCACUGUUUCUCCCUUUCAACA